AAAUUCAUCUCACGUUUUCUCUUUGGAUAUACAUAUCAUUGCAGAAACAUUCAUGUUCGCUAAGCGACGUUAACCCGUCGUAUCUUAUCAAGUAAUAGAGUUAACUUCCCUUUUAAGUGAAACUUAUUACACGUUAUGAAGCAUAAAAUAAUAAUUGCUACUUCUCUUGGUGUAAGCAGUGGUAUUAUAUUUGGAUUAGUUUUAAAAUAUUUAACUCCCCAACCAUGGUCCGGAAGAAAUAUAAUGUAUAUCAAAUUUCCUGGCGAAAUAUUUAUGAACAUAACGAAUAGUAUAAUACUACCUUUGGUAGUGUCUACUGUUAUAAGUGCAGCCUGCAAUUUAAGCAAGUCAGGACCUAUUGGACUAAUGGCACUCUGUUAUUACUCUAUGACAACGUCAAUAGGAAUUAUUCUAAGUGUUGUAUUGACACAAAAUAUAAGACCAGGAGAAUUACUUAACAAUGGAAACCUUACAUCGAAUUUAACAACUAAAUCUUUUAUGACAAUUGAUACACUUUUAGACUUAAUUCGUAAUUUAUUAUCGGACGAUUUAAUUAAAGCGUGUUUUAAACAGUAUCAAACAGUUUUGGAAGAACCACAAAAUACAACUGAAGUACCGAUAGACGAAUGGACUAUAAAUUAUCAAGAUAUACCAGGCACGAACGUAAUUGGUUUGGUAUUUUUUAGUUUACUACUAGGUAUAGCAGCUGAUAAAUUGGGCGAAGAAAACAGACCCCUGUUAAAAAUUGUAGAUACUUUUUCUCAAGCGAUGAUGAAUAUUAUGCAUGGGAUAAUUAUGAUGGCACCAAUUGGCGCAUUCUUUCUAAUCUCUGGUAGAAUUUUAGAGAUGAAAGAUUUUAGUUUAAUAUUUAAACAAUUGGGUGCAUAUAUAUUAACCGUUUUUAUCGGCUUAAUAUUGCAAGGGCUAUUAAUAUUACCAACAUUGUAUUUUCUAAUCACGCGUAAAUCUCCGUAUAAAAUUAUAAUGAAACUAGGUCCUGCUUUUGCAACAGCAUUUGGAACAUCAUCGAGUACAGCAACUGUUCCUGUAACAAUAAAAUGCUUAGAAGAAGUUGGAAUAGAUUCUGGAGUACUGAAAUUUAUUGUGCCAAUAGGUGCUACAAUAAAUAUGGAUGGAAUAGCAUUGUAUGAAACUGUUGGAGCAAUAUUUAUCAUCCAAAUGCGAGGAUUACAUUUUUCCUUAUUUAAAAUAAUAGUUGUCAGUAUUACGUGCACCUUUUCAUGCAUCGGUGCAGCUGGAUUGCCUAGUGGUGGUUAUAUGAUGUUAAUAAUGGUAUUAAAUUCUAUUGGAGUCCCAGUAGAUGAUAUUGCGUUAAUUAUUGCUAUUGAUUGUUUUGUGGAUCGAUUCAGGACAACUAUAAAUAUUAUUUCCGAUGCUCUCGGAUCUGGUAUAAUAUCUCAUUUACUUGCAAAUAAAUAUAAACAAUACAAGAAUUCUAUGCCUGUGGAAAUGCAAUCGUUGACCAACGAAGCUAAAUAAAUGAUGUAUAAAAAGUCAAAUAAUAUAUUGAAAUAAAAAUAUACCGCAAGAGA
Polistes canadensis is the source of this 1553-nucleotide messenger RNA. RefSeq names its product excitatory amino acid transporter 3-like. The record is from RefSeq and is a predicted model, not a curated record. The transcript has 8 exons. Gene Ontology annotation, cellular component: plasma membrane. Gene Ontology annotation, biological process: L-glutamate transmembrane transport. The coding region runs from base 136 to 1500 and encodes 454 amino acids. NCBI's taxonomy places the organism in Eukaryota, Metazoa, Arthropoda, Insecta, Hymenoptera, Vespidae. Gene Ontology annotation, molecular function: glutamate:sodium symporter activity; L-glutamate transmembrane transporter activity; neutral L-amino acid transmembrane transporter activity.